Molecule: messenger RNA, 5947 nt
Organism: Myxocyprinus asiaticus (Chinese sucker)
Lineage: Eukaryota; Metazoa; Chordata; Actinopteri; Cypriniformes; Catostomidae
Gene: atg9b
Product: autophagy related 9B
Exons: 15
Coding region: 116-2545 (809 amino acids)
Biological process (GO): protein localization to phagophore assembly site; autophagy of mitochondrion
Cellular component (GO): autophagosome; phagophore assembly site
Source: RefSeq, a predicted model, not a curated record
CGUCGAGCGAUGUUUGUUGUGAUUUCUGUUAUUGUUGUGAAGCGCAAAGGCGAAGAUCAUCGUUAGUCGGAUGGAUCUAUGGUGAACAUCAUAGAGAGGUAGAAUGUAAAACACGAUGGCUGAUUUUGAAACGUAUCAGGAGUAUCAGCGUAUAGAAGACUAUGAUGAAGACUCACCCCAAGGAGAGGAAGACUUACUUAUUCAUGUGCCAGAGGGUAGAGGAGACCCAUGGCAUCAUAUCAAGAACCUCGACAAUUUCUUCACAAGAAUCUAUCAUUUCCAUCAGAAGAAUGGAUUUGCCUGCAUGGUGUUGUCAGAGUUUUUUGAACUUGUGCAAUUCCUGUUUGUGGUCACGUUUACAACUUUCCUCUUCAACUGUGUGGAAUAUGAUGUUCUCUUUGCCAACCGAGCGGUCAACCACACGGGCCAGAGUCUCGGUCCCCUUGACAGAAACAAGGUCACCCUUCCUGAUGCUAUUUUACCCAGGGAGCAGUGUACUGAGAGGAUUGAAGGCAACAGCUGGAUCAUAUUUCUCUUGAUAAUGGCAGCCAUUUUUUGGGUCUAUCGGCUCGUGAAGGUGAUCUGCAAUGUCCUCAGCUACUGGGAGAUCCGGCAGUUUUAUAUUAAAGCACUCAAAAUACAGAUGGACGAGUUGUGUAACUUCUCAUGGCAAGAAGUUCAAGGCCGUUUGAUUCACCUGCAGCGUGAGCAGCCCAUGUGCGUCCAAAAAAGGGAACUCUCCGAACUGGACAUCUACCACCGCAUCCUACGCUUUAAAAACUACACCGUCGCCAUGAUCAACAAGUCUCUGCUGCCCGUCAGACUGCGCGUGCCCUUUUUCGGAGACAUGAUUUUCCUCACGCAGGGCCUAAAGUACAACUUUGAACUUAUUCUUUUUUGGGGCCCCCUCUCGCUUUUUCAGAACAAAUGGAGUUUACAUCCCAAGUACAAACGAGCUGCGAACCGCCAAGAGCUUUCGAAACAGCUCAGCCGUGUUAUAUUGCUAACUGGCAUGGUCAAUCUUCUGCUUUGCCCAUUCGUGGUGGUGUGGCAGGUGUUGUAUGCGUUUUUUAGCUAUGCCGAAGUCAUCAAACGGGAGCCAGGCAGUUUGGGUGCGCGCCGCUGGUCGCUGUACGGCCGUCUUUACCUGCGACACUUUAAUGAGCUGGAUCAUGAGUUGCAAGGCAGGCUGGGUCGCGGAUACAAGCCGGCCGCUAAGUACAUGAACGCCUUUGUUUCUCCCCUGUUGACGGUGCUGGCGAAGAAUGUGGCUUUCUUCUCCGGCUCAGUGCUGGCUGUGCUGAUUUUGUUGACAGUGUAUGACGAGGACGUAUUGACGGUGCAACACAUCCUGACGGCCAUCACUGUGCUGGGCGUGGUCAUCACGGUCUCCAGGUCAUUUAUUCCAGAUGAACAUAUGGUGUGGUAUCCUGAACAGCUGCUGCAGUGUGUCCUGGCCCAUAUUCACUACAUGCCGGAUCACUGGAAGGGCAAUGGCAACAAGAGCGAGACUCGCGACGAGAUGGCACAGCUUUUCCAGUACAAAGCGGUCUUUAUCUUGGAGGAGCUCCUCAGCCCCAUAAUUACCCCGUUCAUCCUCAUCUUCUCCCUAAGGAACAAGUCUCUAGAAAUCAUCGACUUCUUCCGUAACUUCACAGUAGACGUUGCAGGAGUAGGUGACAUAUGCUCAUUCGCUCAGAUGGACAUCAGACGGCAUGGCAACCCACAGUGGAUGUCCGAGGGUCAGACGGAAGCUUCGGUGUACCAACAGGCUGAAAACGGCAAGACAGAGCUGUCUCUGAUGCAUUUCACCAUCAAAAACCCUCACUGGCAGCCGCCGCAGGAGAGCUCUGUGUUCAUCAGUCACCUGAAGGAGAAGGUUCAACAGGAUGCACAGACAGGACCAUCUCCUCAGCUGCUGCUGUCUGAAGCACCUCUUUGUACCUCACUACUGUCUAAUGAGUCUGCCACUGGUCCUGAUAACCUGUUAGCCAGCGUGUUGGCUCACCCCGUACUGACUGCAUCCGGACUGCCUGGAUGGAAUCAUCGUUUUAUCCCACAGAACAGCGCAGCCUCAGCAGCCGCCAGCGUUCUGGCGUCCCUGUCUUCAUCCCAGCAGCCCCAUGCUGGGCGUUCACGUUCACACACUCUCCUACCCUCCAGACAGCAUCAAGAUGGCCCUAUGUACUACAGUGAGCACACUGUGGGCGACAGCAUGUCCGCAAGUGACUCCAAGAUGCUCAGCCAGUCCAAAUCAGCCCUUGCAUCAGAGUUUGCAUCUGCUGAGAUGAGCCUGCAUGCUAUAUACAUGCACGAGGUACAUCAGCAGAAGACCCAGCAUACAUCUGGACUGCUUCAGGCCCCUGUGCCAAUGAGGGAUUUGAGUACUAAUAGUGGUCCUCAGAUACUGUCUUCACAGACAGUCAGCCUGGUGCCGCCCAGUUCUGGCCGUUUGGGUGGCUGGGCUGAAGAAGAGGAGGAUGUUGAUGAAGAGGAGAUAAACACCAGCCCUGUGCCAGAUCAGACCAGCAGAGGGAGCAGCUGAAGUGCCUUCAACCUGUAUGUCUUUGCUUUCAUUUUUGGGAGGAAUGGUGUGGCCUUACUUUGGUUUGAAACUUUUUGAUCAAGCAUGUUGGACAUUACACUGCACAUGCAGUUCACGGAGCACGUCUGAGCAGUUCAGUUCUCUGGACACAUUGUCUUCCAGAACUGUCGUGAUGGACUGCAAGAGUGUCUGCCACCUCCCCUCUCUCUUUACACAUCAAAUAGAUUUCAAUUUAAGACUGAUGCGUGUGUUGGAGUGUAUGCUAUAGUUUCAGACCAAGGCUGUAGGUUUUUGUUGGUGUAUGACAUAAGAUGACAUCUCUGAUGCUUAAAGAACUGGCGGCAAGUGUUGAGUCAGGACGCGUACAUGGCACAUAUUUUAUACAGUAUUUUAUUUCCUUUUCUUUCAUGUAACAGUUGUUUUAUAUGGGUUAGAGCAAGUCACAUUUUGCGCUUCUCUGAUUCAGUUGACAGGAGUGUUUUAUGGGUGGUAUUUAUUAUGAAGCGCUGCCUUGGUUUGGGCGGAUAAAGACAGUUGUAUUGGUAGUUUCAGUUUUGCUUUAGGGCCCCAGCGAACACAGAAAAAUAUCAGUGAAUGAAUGUAAAAUCAUGACAAUGAUCUCAUAAACACUUUAAAUAAGGUUUUGUUUGUUAACAUUAGUAAAUGCAUUAGGUAUUACUAACAAUUAAUAAUAAUAAUAAUAAUAAUAAUAUAUAUAUAUAUAUAUAUAUAUAUAUAUAUAUAUAUAGAUAGAUAGAUAGAUAGAUACUAGAUAGAUAGAUAAUUUUAUUAUUUUUAUUUAUUUUUUACAGCAUUUAUUAUUAAUCUGGUUAUUGUGAAUUUAUGAAAAUACAAUUGUUCAUUGUUAGUUCAUAAUGCAUAAACUAAUGUAAAUGUAUACAACAUUUAAUUUAAAAGAUGUAUAUGUUGAAAUUACCAUUAACCAAGGUUUAUAAGUGCUGUAAAAGUUUUGCUCAUCAUUAGUUCAUGGUAACUAAUGUAGUUAACUAAUAUUAACGAAUACAACCUUACUGUAGUAGAGUAUUAGCAAAAAGAUAUAUACUAUUCUUAAAAUGUCAGCUUUCUCCUUAAGAGAUAUAAUAUAUAAAAUUAAUGCUUUUUUAAUUUUUGCCAAAUUAAAAAUUGUAUUUAAUGGAGCAAAAGUCAUUUGGAUUUGCGGAGGUUUUGACAAAUCUUAACCUUUAAACCUAUAAUUUAAAAAAGUACAUAUAAACAAAAAGUCUUAUUUUUGCGGUUUGUAUAAAAAGCAGGUCUGUUAUAUACGUAUUGAAACCAUACUAGUAAUUUGUAAACUUUGUGUUACAUUUGCUUAAAAAUGGUCAAAACAUCAGUUUUUGUGUUUGGAAACAGUUAAAACGUACUGUAUUUAGACAGAUCUUAAUAUCACUGCAUUAAUGGAUUUUUGUUUAAAAAUAAUGCUGAAGCUAUAAAGAAUGCUUAUUUAACUAUCAAACUAAAACAUGUUUGUGUUAAUGUGGAAAACAAAUUAAAGGAAUCAUCGACCCAAAAUAGAAAAUUAUCUCAUCAUUUACUCGCCCUUAUGCCAUCCCAGAUUUGUAUAACUUUCAUCUGCUCAACUCAAAUUAAGAUUUUUAGAAGAAUUUCUCAGCUUGGUCCAUACAAUGCAAGUGAAUGGGUGCCAAAAUUUUGAAGCUCCAAAAAUCCAUAAGACUCCAGUGGUUAAAUCCAUGUCUUCUGAAGUGAUAUGACAGGUGUGGGUGAGAAACAGAUCAAUAUUUAAGUCCUUUUUUAUUAUAAAUUCUUCUCCCUUCUCAGUCAGUCUUCACUUUCACAUUCUUCUUCUUGAGUUUUUGGUGAUUCACAUUUUUAUGCAUGCCGCCCCCCAUUGGGCAGGGAGAAGAAUUUAUAGCAAAACAAAAAGGACUUAAAUAUUGAUGUUUCUCACCCACACCUAUCAUAUCACUUCUGAAGGUAUGGAUUAAAACACUGGAGUUGUAUGGAUUAUUUUUAUGCUGCCUUUAUGUGCUUUUUAUAGUAUCAACAUUUUGGCACCCAUUCACUUGCAUUGUAUGAAAUACAAUACGAGUAUGAGCUACAGAGCUGAAAUAUUCUUACAAAAAUCUUCAACAGAAAGAAAGUCCUACACAUCUGGGAUGGCAUGAGGGUGAGAAAAUGUGAGAAAAGAGUUUAUGGUGAACUAUUCCUUUAAAUUGAUAAAAUUAAAGUAUUUUUAAAAACUCUUCUUAAAUCAAACCCUGACAAAAAAGUUGCAUUGCUAAAUCCAGACACAUCAAAAUAUUCUUUUUAGACCAGUUGCGUUUCCAACUUGUUCAAUUGCUGCCACCUAUGAACUGCACUGGCACAAUAUUAAACCACUUAACCAGUUAAAAUAGUGACUAGUUACUAGUAAAAUAGUAAUUUCUUGCUUUCAUGGCUGCCUGAAAAAAUCUCUGUAUGAAGGUGUUAUUUGUAUCGUGUCAGGUUUUUAAGGUCGGUCCUGGAUGUUUUGUUCUGUGUUCCCUGCCAUUAACUGUCUCUCUAUAUUGAUUCCCACAUGAAUGUACUAUAGCAUGUCUAACAGAUGAUCUUUCAGUCCGUAUCCCAAAAGUGUUCAGUUACGCUGUUGAUAUCUCGUGUCCAAAUCUAGACCCAAAACACUAAGGGGAAAUAUUUGUGUGGUGCAAAGAGUAAAAUCUGUUUUUAUACUAGAACAAAACAAUGUUUGUAGAGUUCAUUAAUCAUUGCUUUCUCAAAGUGUAGGUAGGUUUGCCUCUAAUAUAUCACGAUCAAGAAAGCCCAAGGGCUUUUCGACAGUUUACACAAGGUAUAUGAUGUACUGGCUUUGCCGAGUUCAUGUUCAGUGUGACAUGCAGAACUUCAUGUGGUCUGAGCGUGUUCAGAAAUCACCUACUUGAAAUCUUAGAGCAAAUAGCUUGAAGUGUCAUAUAUGUCAGGCGUAGGUUUUAUUGAGCUGUAAAUAAGAUAAUGUAACGGCACCAAUUUCAUACCCAGACCGAAAUACCUCCGAAUGUACCUUAAAACCGUAUAUAUGUACAGUAUUUAUUUGUGUGGCUGAGGUGUUAUUUUGCCAGGAUGGUAGCGAAUGAACAAGAUCAGGAUGUUAUUGCAGAUUUGCUAUUUGCAAUGUUAUGAUAUUAAAGGGUUUUUCCACACAAUGUAAACAAAGAUUGAACUGCUUUGAAGUAAAACAUGUUGUUUUACAGCUCUGUUAUCUUAAUAUUCUUGUAAACAGUCUGGGGUUGGACUGUGCCAGGUGCUAUAUAUAUAUAUAUAUAUAUAUAUAUACUGUAUAUUCAAUUUGUUUAAAUAUUUAUCUGUUUUUUUGUUUGUUUUUUUUGGAUUUUGACUUUUUUUUUGUCUGAUUGAAAUAAGACUUUAUCUGAAAAUAAACUUUACAAA